Molecule: messenger RNA, 1485 nt
Organism: Ogataea angusta
Lineage: Eukaryota; Fungi; Ascomycota; Pichiomycetes; Pichiales; Pichiaceae
Exons: 1
Coding region: 1-1485 (494 amino acids)
Biological process (GO): glycogen metabolic process; UDP-alpha-D-glucose metabolic process
Cellular component (GO): cytoplasm
Molecular function (GO): UTP:glucose-1-phosphate uridylyltransferase activity
Source: RefSeq, a predicted model, not a curated record
AUGAGUAAGCACGCCAAGUCCCAGAGCACCUACGCUUUCGAGAACACCAGCACCAGCGUUGCUGCGUCGCAGAUGAGGAAUUCCCUCAACAAGAUGAUCGACGCCGUGGAAGAUCCCAAGGUCAGGGCCAAGUUCGAGGUCGAGAUGGACUCGUUCUUCUCUCUGUUCAGACGCUACCUAGCCGACAAGGCCUCCGGUACGACCCUGGACUGGAACCAAAUCCGUUCUCCUACUCCCGACGAGGUUGUUGCCUACUCGAGCUUGCAAAACGCAGAUAAUAGCAACCUUUCGAAAUUGGCGGUGUUGAAGCUGAACGGAGGUCUGGGUACCUCAAUGGGCUGUGUGGGUCCCAAGUCUGUCAUUGAGGUGAGAGAUGGCCAGUCGUUCUUGGAUCUGUCUGUUCGCCAGAUCGAGCAUCUCAACAAAACCUACGACACGGACGUGCCAUUGCUGUUGAUGAACUCGUUCAAUACCAACGACGACACCCAGAUCAUUGUCAGAAAGUACCAGGGCCACCGUAUCCGGAUCAGAACCUUCAACCAGUCCAGAUAUCCUAGAGUGUUCAAGGACUCUCUUUUGCCUGUUCCGCAAUCUUUCGACGACAAACUGGACGCUUGGUACCCGCCAGGACACGGAGACCUGUUUGAGUCUCUUGUCUCCUCUGGCGAGCUGGACGUUCUGCUGGAGCAGGGCAAGGAGAUCUUGUUUGUGUCCAACGGUGACAACCUGGGUGCCACCGUCGACACCAAGAUUCUGAACCACAUGGUCGAGACCGGUGCUGAGUAUAUUAUGGAGCUGACAGACAAAACUAGAGCCGACGUCAAGGGUGGAACUCUGAUCAACUACAACGGCCAGGUCAGACUGCUCGAAAUUGCCCAGGUUCCUAAAGACCACGUCGAGGACUUCAAGUCCAUCAAGAAGUUCACAAACUUCAAUACCAACAACCUGUGGAUCAACCUGCGUGCUAUCAAGCGUCUGGUGGAAGCCAACGCUUUGGAAAUGGAGAUCAUUCCAAACAGCAAGUCUAUCAGCGUUGGAAACUCGGAGAUGCAGGUGUUGCAACUGGAGACUGCUGUUGGUGCUGCCAUCAGACACUUCAAAGGUGCCCAUGGUGUGGUUGUUCCAAGAUCCAGGUUCUUGCCAGUCAAGACCUGUUCCGACCUGAUGCUUGUCAAGAGCGACCUGUUCAACCUGCAACAUGGUGCCUUGAAGCUCGAUAGUGCCAGAUUCGGCGGCGCUCCGUUGAUCAAGCUGGGAUCGCACUUCAAGAAAGUUUCCAACUUCCAGCAACGUAUCCCUCACAUGCCAAGAAUUCUUGAACUCGACCAUCUUACCGUCACAGGUAACGUUUACUUUGGCAGAGGUGUCCAGCUUAAGGGUACCGUGAUCAUUGUCUGCUCCGAUGGUCAGAGAAUCGACAUUCCUAACGGCUCCAUUCUGGAGAACGUCGUCGUCACAGGUAAUCUGACCAUCUUGGAACAUUAA